This is a messenger RNA of Antechinus flavipes (yellow-footed antechinus), 3908 nucleotides long. Its product is annotated as histone H2A type 1-H-like. The record is from RefSeq and is a predicted model, not a curated record. Gene Ontology annotation, cellular component: nucleosome. NCBI's taxonomy places the organism in Eukaryota, Metazoa, Chordata, Mammalia, Dasyuromorphia, Dasyuridae. Gene Ontology annotation, molecular function: protein heterodimerization activity; DNA binding; structural constituent of chromatin. Bases 72 to 464 code for a protein of 130 amino acids. The transcript has a single exon.
GCCGUCACUGACACUUUUCGUGGCUUUAGUUUUGUUCUUUUUCUUUUCCUAUUGUCUUAUUUUGAGUUGGCAUGUCUGGGCGCGGCAAACAAGGGGGGAAAGCUCGCGCUAAAGCUAAGUCGAGAUCCUCUAGAGCAGGCCUCCAGUUUCCAGUAGGUCGAGUACAUCGUUUGCUGCGUAAAGGUAAUUAUGCCGAAAGGGUAGGGGCUGGUGCACCAGUCUAUUUGGCUGCUGUUCUGGAAUAUCUGACAGCCGAAAUUUUGGAGCUGGCGGGUAAUGCUGCUCGGGACAACAAGAAAACUCGUAUAAUUCCCCGCCACCUUCAAUUGGCUAUCCGUAAUGACGAAGAGCUCAACAAGUUGUUGGGCAAAGUGACCAUUGCUCAGGGCGGUGUUUUGCCCAACAUUCAGGCUGUACUUUUGCCAAAGAAGACAGAGAGUCAUCAUAAGAUCAAAACCAAGUAAAAUACCUGGGCUCGGGGUCCGGGAGAAAUCUCCAAAACCAAAGGCUCUUUUAAGAGCCACUUAACAAUUUUAGAAAGAGCUUUUCACGUAACAGUAGCUGCUGGGAUGAAAGUAGACUGAAUAUUUUCUAUAAAUUAUCCUUUGUAUUAGAAACUUAAAGAACAUUACAUGUACUGAGAAGUCAUUACAAUGGUCCAGGAAGAAGGUGAGGAAAGGGACAUGAAAGUGGUAUUUAGGUUAGACAUUAAAAGUACAGGCAGAUAAGUGAAUGGAAAGGAAGGUGUUUAAAGAAAGAUAGGUGUGAGUAUAGUAUAUAUUAAGGCAUAAAAUGGUCAGUUUUGAAAUACAGAGAACAUAAGUAACAGGAAAUAAGAUAGAAUAAUUAGGGUGUUAAAGUUAUGGUGAGGCUUAAAUUCCGGGCAAAGGUACUACUAAACAUUUCUAAGUUAAUGAGCAGAAUUAUGAUAAAGGAAAAAAUUACUUGGGCAGCAAGGAUAAGACCUGGAUUGGAACAGGAAAAAUGGAGUUAAGAUUUUGAAAUUGUCAAGGUGGGUAACAAAUUCUCUUAGGGUGGUAACAGUAAGGAUAGAGUCAAGAGACAUGGAUGUAAAACGAGGCCUGGAAACUUCUGGAUUUAAAGACUAAAAUAUAACCCCACACUUAACUAAUAUGAGAUGUCAGUUUUUAUAACAAUAUCACAGAGAGACAGUAACAUCAGGAAGAAAAGUGGGCUAAACAUAUAAUGCACCAAAUCAAUGAUAUGUUGGAUGUGAAGGACUAUUGGAAUAUUCAAAUGUAAAAAACAAAAACUACACAAAUGAGAUGCUGUGUCUAGAGUUCCCAACAAAAGGCAGGACUAGAGAUAGAUUUGUUAAAAGUGGGUAUAGAUAGAGAGUAAGCAGGAAUAGACUUUAAAUUGAAAAAGAGGAUUGGGUAGGAAAUAAACUAGUGCUUAAAAGUAAGAAAGGAAUUGGGAUACUGUAUUGUCUUUGUGGCAUUUUGGCCUUUUUUUUUUUUUUUGUAGCCUUCCUUCAGGAAGUCAAGUAGAAUGGCUGAAAAAUACCAUUUAUUUGAAGCAUUAAGAAGUUAUUAAUGACCUUAAGACAAUAGAAUGGUAAGGAAACAAGAACAAUCGCAAGUUAUAAAAUCCUGCGAAUGCCCUUCCUUGGUACAAUUUUUUCUGCUCUGCUCCCUGUCAGCUUUAGAAAUGAGAUCUAAGUGUCCUUGGAAAGCUAAGAACAUUAACUGUUCUGGGCUCAGAAAUAGGUAUCUCUGUGAGUCUCAAACAGAUCUCUCUGCAAUAAUUGGGUCAAUAACCUGAGUUAAGAUCUAGGUAUCUUCAUUUUUAGUCAAUCUGGAAGAAAAAAAGAUCAAGAAGUUCAAGGGGGAAUUAAUGAAAAAAAAUGCAAAUGAAGGUAGCCUAGCUGUAUCAGACCUAAAACUGUAUUAUAAAGCAGCAGUCAUCAAAACCAUUUGGUAUUGGCUGAUCAGUGGACUAGGUUAAGUUCACAAAACACAGUAAUCAAUGACUAGUAAUCUAGUGUUUGACAAACCGGAAGACCCCAGCUUUGGAGAUAAGAACUCACUAUUUGACAAAAAAUGCUGGGAAAAUUGGAAAUUAAUAUGGCAGAAACUAAGCAUUGACUCACACCUAACACCCUCUGCUAAGAUAAGGUUGAAAUGGGUUUAUGAUUUAGACUUAAAGAGUGAUGCCAUCAGCACAUUAGAAGAACAAAGGAUAGUUUGCCUCUCAGUCUGUAGAGCAGGAAGGAAUUUGUGGUCAAAGAAAGAAGUAAAGUAUAAUAUGGAAUGCAAAAUGGAUAAUUUUGAUUAUAUUAAGUUAAAAAGUUUUUAUACAAACAAAAUCAAUGUAGACAAAUUAGAAGGAAAGCAGUAAACUGGGAGGGAAAUUUAUAUCCAAAGUUCUGAUAAAGCUUUCAUUUCUGAAAUAUAUAGAGAAUUUACUCAAAUUCAUAAUUCAAACCAUUCUCCAAUUGAUAAAUGGGCAAAGUAUAUAAACAGACGAUUUUGAGGUGAAGAAAUUGAAACCAUUUCUAGUCAUUUAGAAAAAGCUCUAAAUCACUAUUGAUCAGAGAAAUGCAAGUUAAGACAAUUCUCAGGUACCACUACACACCUCAAAUUAGCAAAGAUGACAGGAAAAGAUAAUGAUGAUUGUUGGAGGGUAUGUGAAAAAACUGGGACACUAAUACAUUGUUGGUGGAGUUGUGAACAGAUCCAACCAUUUUGGAGAGCAAUUUGGAACUAUGUCCAAAGGGCUUUAAAACUGUGUUUUGAUCCAGCAGUGUUUCUAUUGGACUUAUAUCCCAAAGAGAUUUUAAAGAAAGGAAAGGGACACAAAUGUACAAAAAUGUUUGUGGUAGCCCUUUUUGUAUUGGCAAGAAACUGGAAACUGAGUGGAUGAAUGCUCAUCAAUUGUAGAUAAGUUAUUGUAUAUGAAUAUUAUGGAAUAUUACUGUUCUAUAAGAAAUGAUCAGCAGGAUGACUUAAGAGAGACCUGGAGAGACUUACAUAAACUGAUGCCAAAUGAAAUUAGCAGAACCAGGAAAUCAUUGUACAUGGCAACAUUCCAUGUUUCAGGCCAAUGCCUGAUCUUGUGAUGGAGAGAAUCAUCUUCACACAGAGAGAGGACAGUGGGGACUGAGUGUGGAUCACAACUUAGUAUUUUCAAAUUUUUUUGUUGUUUGCUUGCAUUGUUUUUUUUUCUCAUUUUUUUCAUUUUUUAUCUGAUUUUUUUGUGUAUAGCAUAAUAAUUAUAGAAAUAUGUAUAGAAGAAUUGCAUAUGUUUACCAUAUAUUGUAUUACUUGUUUACAGAUGGGGUGGCAAUUUAGAACACAAGGUUUUGCAAGAGUAAAAGUUGGAAAUUAUCUAUUCAUAUGGUUUGAAAAUAAAAAUCUUUAAUAAAAAACUCAAUAAAAUUUAAUAAAACAAAAAUAGAGCACUUAAAAAAUUAUUUGCUUCCAGUUCUGCUACUGCUCUGUCUUUCCAUAUAUGUGAAAAGAGCCAUCUGGCAAAAAAAAAAAAAAUCUUUCUUAAAUAUGACUUUCUCUUGAAUUCCAUUAACUUCUGAAUUUUCUCUAUGUGGCUUUCAAGUCUUUCAUUUCCUGUUUACUUAAUUAAAUCCCUUCUUCCCUUGAAAGUAUAGUAGUCAGGAAUAAGUUGAUACUCAAGAAAGGCCUCACAGUUGCUAUUUAAAUCUGCACAGUAUGAUCUGUUCUCCUAACUCCAAAUUUACAACUUUCAUGCUGAGCUAAUUCACAAAUGAAUAGCUCUGAAGGGAAGAAAUGGCUCUCAGGAGACUUAUAUACCCCUUAAAUUUAAUACGUUGGAAAUAGAUAUUUGUUGAAAAAUAAUAAGACUCUAAAGACCUCAAUACUUAAUCUUAAGGACUUGUUUUAUUAGAAUGUAAGCUCCUUUAUUAUUUA